Molecule: messenger RNA, 2383 nt
Organism: Phalaenopsis equestris
Lineage: Eukaryota; Viridiplantae; Streptophyta; Magnoliopsida; Asparagales; Orchidaceae
Product: BTB/POZ domain-containing protein At1g63850
Exons: 2
Coding region: 94-1977 (627 amino acids)
Molecular function (GO): protein binding
Source: RefSeq, a predicted model, not a curated record
GUCGGUAGGCCUCACCCCCUGCCUGCGGUGUGGCUAUUUUGAAAGACGACAAGUUCGGUGGGGAAAGUAAACUGGCAGCUACCCUAUUCAUUGAUGAUGGCCGCAUCCGCCCACCACAAAAGCCUGUCCUCUUCCCAGUCGCACACACAGCCCCACCCUCCUCCCAAAUCCAAGCGUCGCAAGAACACCACCAACCUCUCAGCCACCUCCUCCUCCAUCCCCGACGUCGUUUCCUCCAACAGCGUCUGGUGCUGCCCCGCUUUAAAGCCCCAUCCAACAACCUCUUCCGCCUUUUCCUCUCCUUCUCACCAUCCUCGCCGCAACUUUACUCCCACUCCGCCGCUGCCGCUCCCUCUAAACAAUCCGGCCAUUUCAACCUUGCCCGAAGCUGUCGGGGCUUCCCCUCCAAUGGACGUCUCUCCUGGCUCGGGAUACCCUGUCUAUCCUUCCUGCUACAGCAAGUUCAACUCCGCGCUCAAUGCCGGCCUCCUAAACCCCAUGUCGCCUCCCCCUGUGGAUAAGACGCGAUCCAGCCCCACACUCUUCGACAUGAUGGCAAAUGAGCAGGAAUACCACCCCAGGACCGGCGCUAUGCACUCUGCGGGUCAAGUCCUUCCAAACGGGAGGAACCCUGCCGUUUCUGCACAGGACCGCCAGAUCCUACUCCAGGAACGCGUUGCAGAGAUCCUCGGCAGCUGCAGCCCUGGCAACCAGUUCAACGAUCAGGAAACUGGCGACGUUCGCCUCACUCUCAGUUCCAAGGAUGGCCUCUCUGUGUCUCUCAGCGUCCACCGUCACAUCCUCGUUGCUCACAGCAGAUUCUUUGCCGCCAAGCUCUCUGAUCGCUGGUCUAAGCAGCAGCGCUCCCUACCUCACCUCGUUGAGAUAUCUGAUUGCGACGAUAUUGAAGUCUAUAUCGAAACUCUUCGACUCAUGUACUGCAAGGACCUUCGGCACCGUCUCCUGAGAGAGGACGUUUCUAAAGUCCUUGGCAUUCUUAAGAUUUCUGCGGCGAUCGCGUUUGAUGCCGGGGUUUUGUCUUGUCUGGAGUACCUAGAGGCCGCCCCAUGGACGGAAGAUGAGGAGGAGAAGGUAGCAUCUGUUCUUUCCCAGCUCCAUCUAGAGAGCUCUGGGGCCGGGGAGGUUCUCAAAAGGGUCUCCCUCGAAGUAGUCCCAUCAUCAGUGGAGGAAGCAAAUGGGCAUGGGGCUGGCGGAAACGGUGAAGAGAUACUUUUGCGUCUACUCCAGGUUGUUUUGGAGGGGAAGGACGAGAAGGCCAGACGGGAGAUGAAGGGCCUCGUCUCCAAGAUGCUGUGCGAGAAUAACAGCGGGCGGGGUGGCACCGGGGACCUUAGCAAGGAAUCCCUCUUGUCCGCCUGCGAAGGCUGUCUCCGCCUCCUUCGUUUGCAUCUCCUCCGUGCAGCCUCUUCCGACGUCUCCGAAGCUGCCCAGAUUGCGAGGCAGGCCGAUAACCUCCAUUGGAUACUGGACAUCCUUAUCGACCGACAGAUUGCAGAUGAAUUCCUGCGAACAUGGGCGGCCGAGACGGAGCUUGCUGAGGCGCACCCGCAGGUGCCCGCCAUCCACCGCUACGAGGUGAGCCGAAUCACAUCGAGGCUGUUUGUAGGCAUUGGCAAAGGUCAAAUAUUGGUAUCGAAGGAGGCGAGGUGCCUGCUGUUGAAAACGUGGUUGGAACCGUUUUAUGAGGACUUCGGGUGGAUGCGCCGUGCCUGCAAAGGACUUGACCGCCACCUCGUUGAAGACGGGCUCGGCAACACUAUACUGACGCUGCCAUUGGCGACGCAGCAGGAGAUUCUCCUUGCUUGGUUUGACCGCUUCCUCAACUCUGGCGACGACUGCCCAAAUAUCCAAAGAGGCUUCGAGGUGUGGUGGCGGCGGGCUUUCUGGCGCCGAAAUGGAGAAACCAGUAGGCCACCCCAGCUUAGGAUAACAGCUUCUUGCGAGAAUUCUUCUUGAUUUCUUUGGCAUGGUUGCUGAUGUUUUUUCAGCCUUCAGGUUCCUUUUUUCUUUUAAUACAUUUUUCUUUUAAUGUCACAAAGGGUUUAGUUUUUUUCCUUUCUUUGUAGAUUUUUGUGGGGUUUGGUUCUAUUCUUCCUUUCUAUAUGUGGAAUUGUGUGAGGUUUAUGACAGGUUAGUCUGACUGUGGGUAGAAAUGAAGCAGGAAAAUGUGUAUUCUAUUAGUGUAGGAGGGAGAGUGUUUGGGAGAAUGAGUUAUCCAAUGCUUCUAACUAUAACGUUUAGAGCCUUAAUUUUCAUGCUUUUAUUUGGUUAUCUUUCACUGCUUUUCUGAAAAUCUGCAUUAUUUUUGUAAUUUGCUCUUGUGAUGCAAAUUUAAUGUAUUUGAAAGUUAUCAGUGGGCACA